Molecule: messenger RNA, 495 nt
Organism: Rhizophagus irregularis DAOM 181602=DAOM 197198
Lineage: Eukaryota; Fungi; Glomeromycota; Glomeromycetes; Glomerales; Glomeraceae
Source: RefSeq, a predicted model, not a curated record
AUGCCCGAUGUACAUACUAUAUGGAAUUCGUCCACAUUAGGUGAAGGGAAAAAACUGGGUAGUUCUCCAAGUAAUAGAUACUCAACCAAUAUACUUCGAAGAAAGGUUAAAGCCAAAAAGUUGCGUGAUAGUACAAGCGAGGAAUUAGAUAAAGUUAUUAACUAUGCUCUAUUUCUUGUAGAUAGUGAAUUUAUCUUAGGUUGCGAGAAUAUUUUAUAUGAAAUAGCAAGAGGGUUGUAUAAUAAUAAUAUUAAUAAAAUAUGGAAAACAAAAAAAGAAAAAGAAUUAGUUAUAGAAUUGUGGGAAACGUUAUAUUUAAAUAUAAGAACAAAAAUAUGGUUACACAGAUGUAAUGAGGUUAUAGAAGAAGAGAAAAAGAAAGGGAUAACAAAAAGAGAUAAAAAGUUAUACAAUGAGAAUAAACGGAAAAAAGAUGAAAGUGAAGUUGAAAAGAAUGAAAUACAUGAAACAUAUCGCAAAAAUCAAAAACACUGA